This is a messenger RNA of Betta splendens (Siamese fighting fish), 4748 nucleotides long. Its product is annotated as guanine nucleotide-binding protein G(s) subunit alpha-like. The record is from RefSeq and is a predicted model, not a curated record. NCBI's taxonomy places the organism in Eukaryota, Metazoa, Chordata, Actinopteri, Anabantiformes, Osphronemidae. The coding region runs from base 1433 to 2572 and encodes 379 amino acids. The transcript is spliced from 12 exons. Gene Ontology annotation, biological process: sensory perception of chemical stimulus; adenylate cyclase-activating dopamine receptor signaling pathway. Gene Ontology annotation, cellular component: heterotrimeric G-protein complex. Gene Ontology annotation, molecular function: D1 dopamine receptor binding; GTPase activity; corticotropin-releasing hormone receptor 1 binding.
CGAUUCUUCGUUCCCAGGGUUCCGUGAGAGCCGUUUGCCCCACCCCACCUCUUCAACGCUAUCUAUCUCAAUGUACAAUUCUCCGAGAAAAAAGGGGGCAAAAAUAAUUCAUAGUAAUACAGCAAAGAAACGUUUCUCAUUCCUCAUACCGGUUCCUCGGAGCAGACGCGGCGUCUAGGCGGCAAAACUAAGUGUCUCGACGUUGGAUCAGUGAUUGAAAACACCGCGGUAUGUUCAUGUCUCAUGCACAUGUAACCAUAUUUUACCAUACGGAUUCAAAGUGAAUACAAAAAGGCGAGAGACUUGACAGCGGGCUCUACCUGCGCCAAUCGGGAAAAUACCGGAGGAUUUUGUCAUUAUCACCUGGAUAUUGCGUUAUAUUCAAGGACACCCAGCUGACGAAAACCGCCUGGCUCGCCCGGAGAAGCUUCCCGAUGUGAGAAGAAACACAAAUUAACGUUUGUGGGUGAAACAGGACGGAGAAGGGGCCUCUUGUCGGGUCUGGUCGAACCCUGCGAACGGCCGAGCACCAGCAUCUGUUGACGGGGAGAGGAAAUCAUCCCGACGCCGGAUUAAAAGCCUUAUUAUCGAUAAGGCUGCGAACGACGACCCCCCCCCCAAGAACGGCGUAUAAUGUGACGGAUUUGUGGCAGAGAAAGAAGCCCCUGUGCAGCCCGAUGAUUCAGAUGCCGUCAUUUUAAGAGGAAAUAUUUAUUUUUUAUCCCCCCCCACCGCCCUCUGAUGCGCUUUGAUUAGUCGGAACGCGAAGGGCCCUCGAACACAACCAGCAGAAUUAGAUCUCUGACGCGGGGGAUACGGGUCCGGAGGAAGAAGCGGGGAUCUGGCUGUGAGCGGAGAUGAAUUGCAUGGCAGCGUGAGGGAUCUGCCGAAGAUGGGCUCCGCUGAAGACAUUUGCUAAGGAAAUUCGGCGCAGAGCAGGAAAGCAGCCGGCGUAUCGGUUCGGAUCGCCCUCACACAAACGGGACCACCGACGGCCGCCCGCGUGCGCUGCAAAGCCUGGGAAUUUCACGUCCACUCUCGCAUCGGCGUUGAUGACUUCAUUGCGGAUUUACAGUGAAAAACACGGGGAUCGAGCGUCCGAGAGGGCGGCAGCGCUACUCCGCUCCUCCGACUGAUCUCCCAUUGAUAAAUUGCCAGUAAAUAGCCACAUCCAUCCACAUCCAAUCGCGUCCAACCCCGGUGGGACCCAGCGUUCGCCUCCUGUCAGGUUUACCUCCGUUUCACGCGGCAUCAUAAAUGUCACCCAUUUUGAGCCAGGUGUUCUGUCACUGGACCCGUCUAGGAAUUUAGGAUCGAGGGGUUUCUCCUGAUCAGCACCCCCCUCCCUCCCUGACCGCCCGCCUGCACCCACCCACCCACCCUACCAACCACCCUGCCUCCCCCCUGAGCCUAUCACUGGGUUUUUGGGAAGAUGGGCUGUCUUGGCAAUAGUAAAACCGAAGACCAACGAAAUGAGGAGAAGGCACAGAGGGAAGCCAACAAAAAGAUAGAGAAGCAGCUCCAGAAAGACAAGCAGAUAUACCGAGCUACUCACCGGCUACUACUCUUAGGGGCUGGGGAAUCUGGGAAAAGCACGAUAGUCAAACAGAUGCGGAUACUGCAUGUUAAUGGUUUCAAUGCAGAGGAGAAAAAGCAGAAAAUCCACGAUAUUAAAAACAACAUUAAAGAAGCUAUAGAGACCAUCGUGGCUGCCAUGACUACACUCACACCGCCAUGCCAGUUAGCCUGUCAUGCAAACCAGUUCCGGGCCGAUUACGUCCUCAACCAAGUAAACCAGAAGGACUUUGAAUUUCCUUCAGAGUUUUAUGAUCAUGCAAAGAUCCUCUGGCAGGACGAGGGUGUGCGGGCCUGCUGGGAAAGGUCCAAUGAAUAUCAGCUCAUCGACUGUGCACAGUACUUCUUGGACAGAGUCGAUGUGGUCCGGCAGAACGACUACACACCCACGGAUCAGGACCUGCUGAGAUGCAGAGUGCUGACAUCGGGGAUCUUUGAAACGAGGUUUCAAAUAGACAAAGUCAACUUCCACAUGUUCGAUGUUGGAGGGCAGAGGGAUGAACGUAGAAAAUGGAUCCAGUGUUUUAACGAUGUGACAGCGAUCAUCUUCGUGGUGGCGAGCAGCAGCUACAACAUGGUGAUCAGAGAAGACAAUCAGACCAACAGACUACAGGAAGCACUCAACCUUUUCAAGAACAUUUGGAACAACAGGUGGCUACGGACCAUUUCGGUAAUCCUCUUCCUGAACAAACAGGACCUGCUCGCUGAGAAGGUUUUGGCAGGGAAGUCUAAAAUUGAGGAGUAUUUCCAAGAGUUUGCACGCUACACUACACCUGAUGAUGCAAUACUAGAGCCAGGUGAAGAUCCCAGAGUCACAAGAGCAAAGUACUUCAUCCGGGACGAGUUUCUGCGAAUCAGCACAGCCAGCGGGGACGGACGACAUUACUGCUACCCGCACUUCACCUGCGCAGUCGACACGGAGAACAUCCGCCGUGUCUUCAAUGACUGUCGCGACAUCAUACAGAGAAUGCACCUACGGCAGUACGAGCUUUUGUGAUGGCCAUCGGUCGGCCACUGACCCACUGACCCACCCGUCAGCCCCCUCACUACCAGUUAGCCAGUCCCCCCCUCCACCAACCUAACCAGACCACCGGGCGAGCCACUGACCACUUCCCCCUCCUCUCCAGCCUAAUUCAUCAUCUUCUGGUUACACAAUUUCAUAAAAACAAAAUGGUGGAAAGGUUUUUUUUUUUUUUGUUGUAGUUUUUUUCUUUUUUUUUUUAAGGAAACACUUAAGGAUACGCCAACAACAGUUUCAUCAACUAUUACCAGGAUUGACUGCUGUACUCGGCUUCACUUUGACCCAGGAAAGAGGGUCAAGACUGGAAUUCCUCAGUGUGGACAAACCUUCCUUUUAGCUCUCUUUCUCUCUCUCACUCAGAUAUUUGGACACACACACACACACACACACACACACACACACACACACACACAGGUACAUGCACACUACAGAAAGGCAUCCAGAAUCUUUAGAUAAUGUCAUAUCGCAGCCACACAGAUCCUUUUAAAACCAACAGCAGGUAGAGGCUGAAUUGAAUGAUGCAUCCUGAGAGUGAGGUAGUUUAUUCACCGCGUGCUGAAGAGAAAGUGAGAAAGACGGACACAAUACAGAGGAGGGCUGUGAGCCUUUUGUUUUUUUUUGUGCCCGAUGAUGGACAACAUAGACUAACAGCUGCCUGUGAAUGUGAGCGUGACUUAAAGACUUACAUGGCUGGAAGACGAGAAAGGAGUCGAGGAGGGAUGACAGGAAACAAAAAAGAAAAAUAUCAUACAAAAGCAUAAAAUCAUGCAUACCAGUGAACUUCAUGCAGUGCAAAAAAUCCAAGCUAUAUAUAUAUAUAGAUAUUUAUAUAUGUGUGUAUAUAAAUAUGUAUAUAUAUAUUAUAUAUAUAUAUAAAUAUAAAUACUAUAUAUUCCUGUAAUAACACGAUUCAACUUUUAGUUUUGUUAGUUUAUACGCCAUGUUGUGUGUUUGUGUACACUGUGUGUGAUCUGCCUCUGUGCACAAUUGAAAGCCACCUAGCCCCCACCCCACACCCAUGCACGCACACACACACACACGCACACACAUACCCACCUCACUUCUGCUGCUGUUUGAGAUCAACUCAAGGUGUGAAAAAUAAAGGAGAGAUUUUAUUUAAUGAGGAAAAACAAAAGAAAGCAUGAAGUAAAAGAAACUGACUGGAUGCAACAUUUUUUUCCUUGGAAGACACACACACACAUACACACACUCCAGCCUUCAUCGGUCCUCUUCCUGUCCACACAGCGUACCCCUCAUCACCUUCUCGUCUUGUUCUCUCACCUCUCCCGAUCUCACUUCCUCCCCCUCCUGGCUUUAAGUACGUCUGUCUUUAUUUUACUGCUGGACUAUUAUUCUUGUACAGACUGUAAAAUGUAUUAUUUUGUACAACUUUACUGAAGAAAAAAAAUACUUGUAGAAGAUCCCUGUGCCUUGAUCACGACUGUACGUGUAAAAAUGAGCUAAUAUGUAAGUUAUGUUUCUCUGCGCUGUACAGCUGGACGGGUCCGUCCCACCUUGCCUGUGCUAGCUCACCCCUCCCCUGAGGGCUGAGGGGGAAGAGCGUUGGAUCGGGGCGGAAGCCUUUCGUCUCUUGCUUCGUUUCCUUUUUCCCCCCCACAUUUGUUUGUUCAUUGACUCAUUGGUUUUGCUUAGACUCUCCUCUGGUUUAUAAAAUAGGACUUUAAAAAAAGAAAAAAAAACAUAACGAGAUCUGCCACCUUAAUGCUGUGUAGUGAAAGAUGCUGAACCCUAACACAAUUUAAUAUAUAUAAAAUAUAUUUCAGAUUUAUAUUUUAUAUAUAUAUAUAUAUAUAUAUAUAUAUAUAUAUAUAUAUAUAUAUAUAUAUAUAUAUAUAUAUAUAUAUAUAUAUAUAUAUAUAUAUAUAUAUAUAUAUAUAAAAUGUACUGUACACUUGUAUCUGUCCCUUGUGAGCUGCCCCCCAGAUUUCCUUUGCUUUCUGUCGGUAACAUCUGCAUUUGUUUUCAGAAGGUGGUGAUUCUGGGUGCAAUGAGAUGAAUAUUGUUUUUUUGUUUUUUUUUUUUUAUUUUAGCUUUAACUCUUUCAAAGAAGAUGGAAAUAUCAAAUUGCAAAACAUUGCUUGUUUCUACAUAAACCAAAUUCUUUUUGCUUAAACAAAAAGAUACAGUUGUA